GACAAAGAAAACGGUUGCCCUGUCAGCUUAAAUUCCAACAAGGAACUAGAUUUACAAAAAAAUAAAAAAAAAUGCCCACUACGCCAACACAAUCCCUUUCUGGAAUUCAACAAAAAGAUGAUGCUCGUGUGAUUCCCAUGUCUCGUCGUGCUGAUGGCUCUGUUAGGAAAGAACGUAGAGUCCGCCCUGGAUAUGUCCCUCCUGAAGACGUUGCAAAAUAUUCCAACCGUGUUCUUGACGCCGCUCGUCCAUCUGCUGCACCAAACUCAUCAUUAUCAUCAUCAUCACCUCUUACUACUAUCUCUCCUGCUGCCGAGACUCCAAAGUCGAAAUCUCAGCUUAAAAACGAAAAGAGGAAAGCAAAACGUAAGGAAGAGCAGUCAUCACCAAUCAGUGCUUCUAACGUUUCAGUAUCAGACAGCCUAUCGGCAAGUCCACCAAAACAAGCGGGAGCAGAUCAAAUCGCUACUGAGGCAACUACCACAAGCAAUAGUACAGUACACGUGGUAGGCGUCACGACCACGACAGAAUCUUCUGUAUCAAUGGAUCCUGAAAAGAAACUGCGUGCUCUGAACAAAAAGUUAAGACAGGCUGAACAAUUGAAGGAGCGGAUGGAUAAGGGCGAAACGAUGUUGCCAGAGCAAUUGGAAAAGGUUUCAAAGAUGGAUGAACUACAGGCACAGAUCGCGGAGCUCUCGAUUUGACGGAAGGACUUAUUACAUUACAUAACAUAGAAUUGUAGCAUUUUUAUACAUUUUUAUAUAUAUUUACG
Messenger RNA from Lobosporangium transversale, 772 nucleotides. RefSeq lists its product as hypothetical. Gene Ontology annotation, cellular component: exon-exon junction complex; cytoplasm. The record is from RefSeq and is a predicted model, not a curated record. Bases 72 to 704 code for a protein of 210 amino acids. The transcript has a single exon. Gene Ontology annotation, biological process: exon-exon junction complex disassembly. Gene Ontology annotation, molecular function: RNA binding. Lineage: Eukaryota; Fungi; Mortierellomycota; Mortierellomycetes; Mortierellales; Mortierellaceae.